AUGAACGGCGCGGCUCCCGCAGUCGGCAUUGCCCGAGCCAUUAUUGCUGCCCGGUGGCGGACAGCAGCAGCAGCAGCAGCAGUAGUGGGGUCGUCACCAAAUUCUGUUUGGAGGGGAAAUAAUAUCUUGUUGAAUCGUCCACGCCGCCUUUCUCUUUUUCGUCCCUUCCAUCACGUCGCAUCCUCUGACUCCAGCACCGACGCCAUGGGGAAAGACAAGGUCCAGUUCAAGCUCAAGACCCCCAAGGGCACGCGCGACUGGGUCGGCUCCGACACCCUGAUCCGCGAUCGCAUCUUCACCACCAUCACCGACGUGUUUCGGCGUCACGGCGGCACUGCGCUGGACACCCCCGUCUUUGAGCUGCGCGACAUCCUGGCUGGCAAGUAUGGCGAGGACUCCAAACUCAUCUACGACCUGCAGGACCAGGGCGGCGAGAUUUGCUCGCUGCGAUACGAUCUCACAGUGCCCUUUGCCCGAUGGCUCGCCAUGAACACAGACGUGCGCAGCAUUAAACGAUAUCACAUCGCCAAGGUCUACCGUCGUGACCAGCCCGCCAUCGCCAAGGGUCGUAUGCGCGAGUUCUACCAGUGCGAUUUUGAUAUUGCUGGCGCCAAUUUCGAUCCCAUGGUGGCCGAUGCAGAGGUGCUCAAGAUCAUCAACGAGGUGUUUUCGGAGCUGGGAUGGAAUGGCCUGUAUACGAUCAAGAUCAACCACCGAAAAGUUCUGGAUGGACUGUUUCAGGUGUGCGGUGUCCCCGAUGACAAGAUCCGCCCUAUUUCAAGUGCCGUCGACAAGCUGGACAAGAUGCCCUGGGCCGAGGUUCGCAAGGAAAUGGUUCAAGAAAAGGGCCUUGACCCGGAGGUAGCAGACAAGAUCGAGACAUAUGUCGGCAAAAAGGGAAGGAAAGAUCUAGUGGAAGAACUGCUGAAAGACGAGGCUCUGAUGGCAAACGCAUCCGCCAAGCAGGGAGUCGAGGAAAUGGGAUUGUUAAUGGACUAUCUCGAGGCCUUUGGAGCCCUGGAAAGCAUUUCAUUUGACUUGAGUCUUGCUCGCGGCCUGGACUACUACACAGGCGUCAUCUACGAAGUCGUCACCGAAGGCUCCGCGCCAGCAGCCACACCCACCGCUGCCCCCGAGGCCCAGACUCUGCAAAAAUCAGGCAAAAAGACCAAAGCCGUGACAGGCGACGAUGACGAUCGAUCCAACGACCCGACCGUUGGCGUGGGCAGUAUCGCCGCCGGCGGCCGAUACGACAACCUGGUGGGCAUGUUCCAGCCCAAGGCCCAGAUCCCCUGUGUCGGCAUCUCGUUUGGCGUCGACCGUAUCUUCUCAAUUACCAAGGCACGAAUGGAACGUGAGGAGAAUGGCACGAUGCGCAGCAGCGAGGUCGAUGUCUUUGUCAUGGCCUUUGGCGGCAAGGGCUUCACUGGCAUGCUCAAGGAGCGUAUGGACAUUUGCAAGACUCUGUGGGAGGCUGGCAUAAAGGCCGAAUUCGCAUACAAAGUCAAACCCAAACUCCCGCAACAAUUCAAAGCUGCCGAGGUCGCAGGCAUCCCCUUUGCCGUCAUUCUCGGUGAGGAAGAGCUCGCGGCCGGACAGGUCAAGAUCAAGGAAAUGGGUCUGCCCGAGGGCCAUCCAGAAAAAGAAGGUGUUUUGGUAGAGAUAUCGAAACUGGUGGAUGAGAUCAACACGCGGAUAGCGAGGUCUGCUACGCCCGUGGAAGUGCCAAUACGAUAG
Messenger RNA from Talaromyces rugulosus, 1737 nucleotides. RefSeq lists its product as uncharacterized. Gene Ontology annotation, molecular function: ATP binding; histidine-tRNA ligase activity. Bases 1 to 1737 code for a protein of 578 amino acids. Lineage: Eukaryota; Fungi; Ascomycota; Eurotiomycetes; Eurotiales; Trichocomaceae. The record is from RefSeq and is a predicted model, not a curated record. The transcript has 2 exons. Gene Ontology annotation, biological process: mitochondrial translation; histidyl-tRNA aminoacylation. Gene Ontology annotation, cellular component: mitochondrion.